UCAUCUUGUCAUUUUGUGUUUUAAAAAAAAGUUAGUGAACAAAAAUGGUGGUCACAAGUUUAAGAAUUGAAACAAUAUAAAAAUGAAAUGAUAACCUAGUGUAAUGUGUAUGUAAUUGAAGUAUAAUAAUUAUAAUGUCUACUCCAGUGUCGAAUCGUAAAUAUGGAGCCCAAAAAAUUCGACUUACAAUACUGUGCGCAAGGAAUUUAGUGCGGAGGGACUUAUUUCGACUACCAGAUCCAUUUGCAAAAAUAUCUGUGGACGGCAGUGGCCAAGUGUACUCUACAAAUGCUGUGAAAGCAACUCUCGACCCAAAGUGGAAUACACAUUAUGAUCUUUAUUUAACAAAGGGUGAUGGUAUUACAAUUAGUGUAUGGAAUCAGCGUAAAGUUCACAAACGCCAGGGUUCUGGUUUCCUUGGUUGUGUUCGGAUUCAGCCAUCGACUGUGCACAAAUUAAAAGAUACUGGAUAUCAAUGCCUCGAACUUUGCGAAGACAGUUCUGGAGAGACAUGUGGGGUUCGUGGUCAGGUCAUAGUAUCCCUCUUGUCUCGAGAUGGCGCCCGAGGGGAACCGGCAUCUGCGGCCGGAGAAGGAUCGCCACUCGCUGUAGUGGGCCCUGCCGGUGAAGUACGGACCCCGAGGGACCCUCCUGUGAACUCCAAUGUGGCAAACUUACCAUUGCCACAACAUUGGGAGGAGAGGAGGUGCAGCAAUAGUGGAAGGAUAUACUACGUGAACCACGCUCUCCGGCAGACGCAAUGGGAGCGACCGGUGGAGUCUCAACCCGCGUCGCCGCCGCCAACCACACCCCCCACCACCCCCGCCCCCUCCCCUGCACCUACCAGCCCCGUCACACCCCUAUCACCCGCCUCCCCUACCUCCCCCGUCACGCCCACUUCACCCGCUUCACCAGUGUCUGAGAACGAUGUUAGCCAUGCUGCUUCUAUAUCAUUAAGACCCGAGCCUCAGCCACAGACUGCAGCAAGAACUCGACAGCCGAGCACCCCAUCCUCGCCUUCCACUGUGACGCCCGUAGUCGUAGCAGCAACUGAUCUACCGCCUGGAUAUGAAAUGCGAACAACGGCCCAAGGACAAGUUUACUUCUACAACAGUGUAACGGGCGCAUCAACAUGGCACGACCCACGUGUGCCACAACACUUGCGUCACUGUGCAGCUGCGGCCGGCCCGCUGCCCCCUGGCUGGGAGAUGAGACAUGCACCCUCCGGCCGACCAUACUUCGUGGACCACAACAACCGCACUACGCAGUUUACUGACCCCCGUUUAGCUUUGUCAGCUCGACUGACACCGCCAUUAGACGCAGUUCCCCCAGUACCUGCCACUCCCCCCACCGCCGCCCCGGCGUCGCCCCCCGCGUCCAUCGAACCGCCCGACGCCGACGCUCUGCCGAAAUACAAACGAGACUUGGCCGCCAAAGCGAGGGUCCUACGUGCAGAGUUACAGGCUUUGCAACCGCAGACUGGCCACUGUCGAAUCGAGGUAUCACGUAACGAAGUACUGGAAGAAUCGUACCGGCUCGUGAUGAAGCUACGGGGCAAGGAGCUGCGCAAACGAUUGCUCGUCAAAUUCCGCGGCGAAGAGGGGCUGGACUAUGGCGGCGUUGCGAGAGAGUGGUUGCAUUUACUGGGAAGAGAGCUGUUCAAUCCGCACUAUGGACUAUUCCAGUAUGCGAAUGCUGGGGACGAUAGAUAUGCGUUACAGAUUAAUGCGGACUCAGGGGUGAACCCUGAGCAUCUGUCGUACUUCCACUUCGCGGGGCGUAUCUUGGGAGUAGCGUUGUUUCACGGACAUCAGCUGGACGCCGCGUUCACUGCGCCCUUCUACAAGCAGCUGUUAGGAAGACCAAUCACGUUGAGAGACAUAAGGGAUGUUGAUCCAGAACUGCAUCGGUCACUGUCUUGGAUGCUGGAUAACAGCAUAGCCGGUGUAAUAGACACAACAUUCUCUGUCGAGUGUUCAUCGUUCGGUGCAGUGCGGAGCGUGGAACUGAGGCCUGGCGGGACUAACGAGACAGUUACUGAUACAAAUAAGCGUGAUUAUGUGAGACUGUACGUAGCACACCGAUUCACUAGAGGCGCUGAGCGUCAAUGGCUCGCUUUACAACGCGGCCUUGCAGACAUCAUUCCACCACAACUCCUCAGGCCGCUUUCCCCGAGAGACCUUCAACCGUUACUAGCAGGAAGAGCGGACCUCGACCCGGCCGAUUGGCGCCGGCACACGCGGCUCAAACACGUCAACCCAGACGCUCCAAUAGUGGGCUGGUUCUGGGAAAUAGUCGAAGAGUUCGACGCUGAAAUGCGAGCGAGACUUCUACAAUUCGUUACAGGGUCUAGACGCGUCCCGCUCGCAGGAUUCCGCGCUUUACAAGGCUCCACAGGCGCUGCCGCUCCUAGACUAUUCACGUUGCACUUAGUAGCCGACGCCUCCCCUGAUUCCCUUCCAAAAGCACACACCUGCUUCAAUCGUCUCGAUCUUCCCCCUUAUCCGAGCAAAGAAAGGCUGCAUGACAAACUUAAACAGGCAGUCCUGGAAACCGCUGGGUUUGCCGUUGAAUGAUAUUACUACCAUUUUUAAUUGUGUUCGAUUUUCGUGUUCUACGUUGUAUGUAGCUAUAUUAUUUAAAGGCUGUAGUGUUUUUUUACUACAGCUGUACCAAUCGGAUGGUGUUGCACUAUGAAUACCAUAUCGCGAUUCUGGUAUUGCAAGAUUUCAAGUACAUACGGGGCUCGAUUGCAGUAGAGUGAUAGCGACAAUGUCACGAUCGCAAUCACCUCAGAUUGGUUGAUGCUCGCUCACUAUUCGUUACAAUGCAUUGUUGCAACAAGAAUACCAUAAAUUCAGCCAAUCACGACAGUAUUUCCUCAAUACAGGAUCGCGAUAUUGCGUGUCGCGUGAUAAUUCCAAUAGGUCCCAUUGAUUUUAAUGGGAGGUGUAAGUGGAACAUAAGCAAUUUUUGAGACUGACAGAAAUGAGAAACAAAACGACAUGACAGAAUAGAUAUGCUAUUUAGGAAAUGUAACUUCGAAAUCAAAUUAUUACGCAUAGCUAUUUUACAAGUUUUAUAUUGAAUAGAUGAUCUAUUUCUUCAUUUAUGUUGAGUAGUUACUGCAUAGAGAUGUAUAUAAAAGAGGUGUACUUCCAUUAUUUUAACGUUUAAUAUACUUGUUAUAAUAUUGCUUAUCUGUAUUGUGAGGUAUUACAAAAUAAAUUAUCUAAUUGUGUUUAAACAAUAGGUAUUUAAAAAUGUAUUAUCCAUAUUUGCACCUACAUAACAUUAUUUGUGUGGCACAACUCUUUCGUACUAAAAAGAUAAAGUAUAAAUUAUUAUUAAUAUGCUCAAAAGUUUGUACGAUUUCCAUGAUAUCUUAGUUUUAAGAUCUGUAAUCAAAAAAAAAACAUUGUUUUACAUAGAGUAAAAAUCAUUGUUUUACGUAGAGUCAUUGCUCGAUAUUUUGGCGGGAGGGAGGGAAAAUGAUUUUAUUUUAAAGGGAUGAACCAAAGAUUCUGACGAAUUAAGAACCACCUCCUUUUUGAAUUCGGUUAAAAAUAAAGGUAUUUUAUACUUUUAAACUAAAAUCAUUUUCUAAAUCACCACAAUUAAAUAAAAAUCAAAUAGUUGUAUCCUUAUAAGAAUAGUUAGAAUUCAUAUGGCCAACGAUUCAUAAUAAUUUUGUAAUGAUACUUGCUGAAUUAAGUUUCAUUAUUAAUCAUCACUUGUGCUUUUUAUGUGUAUGUAAAGGUUUGAAGGUUGAUUGUGAUUGCAUUUUUAUUAAAACACUUAUAAUAUUUACAACAAAACUGGUUGCACAUCGCACAAUAAAUUAUUUUGCAACAUUUUGUGUAUUUUGUGUAUGAUUUCAGUACAAAAUCACAAGAGAUGUGUUCGCCUGAUAUUAAACUGAUUUGAAUUUUAUAUUCUUUCAAUUCUUUAUUUGCAUAAAUGUGGGUAUGUGUGCAUAGAGAUAUUACACAGUUUUGGUAAUUAAUUGGAUUUGAUUUAUUAGGUAAUUGCUCAUAAGGUGCCUUAUUAUUUGAAAUAACAGGAAUUAUAUUAUUCAUGUAUAUAAAUGUAAACGCUUUUAUGAUCUAACUGAUGAAUUAUUCAUAAAUAAUUAUUAUUUAAUUGCAUUAACAUUAUACAAUAUUUUAAAAAUAUGUCAUAAUUAUACAAUUGUAACAUAAUUGUAAUUUUAAGAGGUGAUUGAUGAUGCAAGUUAAAAUACAAUAUUUAUAACAAGGAAGAGUGCCUUUUACCUUUUAAAUAACAAUAUAGUAAUAGCUUUAGAAAUGUAUGACUGUUAGCUAUGUAGAAUGAUUAACGGUAAUAAACUAUAAUAUUUUUGCACAUUUA
Molecule: messenger RNA, 4371 nt
Organism: Maniola jurtina (meadow brown)
Lineage: Eukaryota; Metazoa; Arthropoda; Insecta; Lepidoptera; Nymphalidae
Gene: Smurf
Product: E3 ubiquitin-protein ligase SMURF1
Exons: 12
Coding region: 135-2576 (813 amino acids)
Biological process (GO): ubiquitin-dependent protein catabolic process; negative regulation of BMP signaling pathway
Molecular function (GO): ubiquitin protein ligase activity; protein binding
Source: RefSeq, a predicted model, not a curated record